AUGCUCUACCUCGUUGGGUUGGGUCUUGCCGAUGAGACUGACAUUACUGUCAAAGGCCUAGAGGUGGUGAAAAGGGCCGAAAGGGUCUACCUCGAAGCAUACACAAGUAUUCUGCUCGUGAACAAAGAGAAGCUAGUGAGUGUCCCUGAAGCUUUUUAUGGACGUCCUGUUAUUGAGGCAGACCGUGAAAAGGUCGAGACCGGAAGCGAUGAGAUUCUCGCUGGGGCAGAUAAAACAGAUGUUGCAUUCCUAGUCGUCGGUGAUCCUUUUGGCGCCACUACCCACACAGACCUCGUUCUGCGCGCCCGCGAACUGGGCAUCGAAUCCAAGGUCAUCCCGAACGCAUCGAUCAUGUCUGGCAUUGGUUGCACGGGGCUGCAGCUGUAUAACUUCGGUCAAACUGUCAGCAUGGUGUUUUUCACAGAAAACUGGAAGCCCUCGUCAUACUACGAUAAGAUCAAGGAGAACAUAUCACUGGGUCUUCACACCCUCGUGCUUUUGGACAUUAAGGUCAAGGAGCAGUCAUACGAGAACAUGGCCCGAGGACGCCUAAUCUAUGAGCCUCCGAGAUAUAUGACCGUUGCGCAGUGCGCCAGUCAGAUGCUGGAGACCGAGGAGGAGCGCAAGGAAGGUGUUUACGGGCCUGACAGCCUUGCGGUCGGAGCUGCGAGAGUUGGAGCUCCGGAUCAGAAAUUGGUCGUCGGAACUCUGAAGGAAUUGGCAGAGGUAGAGAUGGGCCAGCCUCUUCACAGUCUCGUUCUCUUGGGAAGGAGAGCGCAUGACUUGGAGAAGGACUACAUUCGAGAAUUUGCCGUGGACAAGGCGACCUUUGAUGCUAGUUGGCAGAAGGGAUACGGUGCCAGUUCAUAA
Messenger RNA from Aspergillus bombycis, 870 nucleotides. RefSeq names its product diphthine synthase (gene dph5). The record is from RefSeq and is a predicted model, not a curated record. The coding region runs from base 1 to 870 and encodes 289 amino acids. Gene Ontology annotation, biological process: protein histidyl modification to diphthamide. The transcript is spliced from 3 exons. Gene Ontology annotation, molecular function: diphthine synthase activity. Lineage: Eukaryota; Fungi; Ascomycota; Eurotiomycetes; Eurotiales; Aspergillaceae.